AUGAAGGGUCACUGCUUUCUUGAUUCCGGUGCCUCGUCCCACACCUUUGCGAACCCUUCCUUCUCCGAUCUUCAGAAGGUGGAUGGCCCCACGCUCGCUAGUAUUGGCAAUGCGGAAUGCCAGACCAUCGGCCUUGGAACAGUCAAACUUCAAUGCCGUGUCGCUGGCCGCGAUGUCACACUUUCUCUCACGAAUGCCCGCUAUUCGCCUGGCGUCGGGGUCAACCUCAUCUGUCUCCCAGCUUGUGAAAAAGGGAGCUACGGUCACUCACUGAAAAGGGCGCGGAAAUCAAACGCGGUACCGGGCGACUUAUCUGCUCCAUGA
Penicillium bovifimosum is the source of this 324-nucleotide messenger RNA. RefSeq lists its product as uncharacterized. The transcript has a single exon. The coding region runs from base 1 to 324 and encodes 107 amino acids. The record is from RefSeq and is a predicted model, not a curated record. NCBI's taxonomy places the organism in Eukaryota, Fungi, Ascomycota, Eurotiomycetes, Eurotiales, Aspergillaceae.